AUGGCAUGGAGAGGACAUCUUUCAAAAAACAUAAAAGAGCUUCGGUUUUUGAAAUGCCAGUCAUCACCUGUAAGCUCAUCUGUCAGGUCAUUUGUGGAGAGAAAUUAUAAGGAACUGAAGACAUUGAACCCAAAAUUGCCAAUAUUAAUCAAUGAGUGCAGCGGAGUCGAACCCCAAUUAUGGGCAAGAUAUGAUUUGGGUGUUGAGAAAGGUAUCAAAUUGGAAGGUUUGUCUGAGGCACAGAUCUUUAAGGCACUUAAAGAUCUGGUAAAAGCCGGACAGUCAUUGAAAGCUUGACAUUACUGCUUAUGUAUUGUCUGAGACAGAAUAAAUGUUCUCUUUGUUAUUGCAAGUAUAAGCCAGAUUUUUUCUUCUAUGUCCCACGGCCUCUGGUAUCAGCAUGUUUCUUUCUGCAUCUUACAUCAUUUAAAGUAUGCAACUGUGGAGUUUAAGUUGAAAAUUCUGAUUUUGCUUGUUGAACACACUUAUCGUGGGAGAUUUAUUCAGACCAAAAAUUAAACUAUUAAUUUUGGUUCAAGUGAAUAUGGAUCUUGUCAAAAGUUGACUUGCCAGAUAACUUUCCUGAACUAAAAUGAAAAGAUUGUGGGCUUUGUAUUUAUUUAGUAACGAUUUAAACAAGAGUUGUAAUUCAUAUAAUGAAAAGAUUGUUGCUGAAGUUUUUUUGUUUCUGAUUGUUAUGGAAAUAAUGGGCUUCCGUAUUUGGAAAUCAGUCUUCUACAUUAACAUCUUAAUUAGUCUUUGGUGUGGGCUGCAAAUGUUAUUCAUUUAACAUCUGUUUUGUGCUAAUAGGAUAUGUUUUUUGCCAUCUUAUAUAUUAGUGGUAAUUUAUUGGAUGACAUCUCAUUUCCUGUGGAACGCUCCCUUUCCUGGUGAUAUUAGUAAACACAUAUUUCGUACACUAUUGUGAUGAUAAUUUAGUUAGAUUCUUUUUGCAUUCUCAUUCGCUUAAGUUAUGUGUAUGUGAUGAUGGGAAAUAUCAUGCUGCCUUCGCAAGUAUUCAAGUAUUUUUCUUU
Messenger RNA from Cajanus cajan (pigeon pea), 1034 nucleotides. The record is from RefSeq and is a predicted model, not a curated record. NCBI's taxonomy places the organism in Eukaryota, Viridiplantae, Streptophyta, Magnoliopsida, Fabales, Fabaceae.